This is a messenger RNA of Protopterus annectens (West African lungfish), 2684 nucleotides long. It is a transcript of the gene LRRC4, whose product is annotated as leucine rich repeat containing 4. NCBI's taxonomy places the organism in Eukaryota, Metazoa, Chordata, Ceratodontiformes, Protopteridae. The record is from RefSeq and is a predicted model, not a curated record. Gene Ontology annotation, molecular function: protein binding. Gene Ontology annotation, cellular component: glutamatergic synapse; postsynaptic density membrane; plasma membrane. Gene Ontology annotation, biological process: modulation of chemical synaptic transmission; postsynaptic density protein 95 clustering; excitatory synapse assembly. Bases 598 to 2526 code for a protein of 642 amino acids. The transcript is spliced from 2 exons.
AGGGAAAAAAAAACUAAUGACUGCAACGUGCUGCUUACAGCUUUCAGAAAGGAGUCCACCUCAGCACGAAGGAGAAGGGCAGAGAUACUACAGAAAACAAAACAGCUAAAGAAAGCUUUAAGGGAAAACUGUGGGACUGCAUAAUUCUGUACUUGAGAGAUGGAGCAACCUCAGCAGCAGCAUUCUACAGCAUCCAACGUGGGACUCCAAGGACAGCUAUUAGAACUAGUGAUGGCACUGCUAUCUGGGGCAGAGAAGAACCAAGCACCUGCAUAGCCAAAUGGGCCUUACUUAUAUUCAUUUUCUAUAUUAAUGCUGCUGUUUCUGCUGCUUCUUUGGAUUUACUAGGAGCCAUUUUGCCAUCCUACCCCACUUCUCAUUCAUUCUUUUCUCCUUUCCUCUGCUAAUUAAAAUUGCAGAAGCAAAACCAGGGAUGGUGCAUAAGCUUCCUCUCUCAUGCUCGCUCGUGGAGAACUGCGCACAUGAAUUCUCUUAACUGAGAUGGAGAAAAGAACUAGCAAUUUGCUGAAGCCGGGGUAGAUCCAGUUAUCAAUUCCGUGCCAAAUCCCAGACGAUGAAUUAUGAACAUGCCACAUCAUGAAUCUCCUGUGGCAGGUAACUGUGCACCGUACCUGGAAUGCUUCCCUGCUGUCAGUAAUCUACCUCACGGUGCAAAUGUGGAUCCUGUCUGCUGCUUCAGCUGGACCACAGAGCUGCCCUUCUGUAUGUUCCUGCAGUAAUCAGUUCAAUAAGGUGGUGUGUACACGACGUGGUCUUUCAGAGGUACCAAAAGGUCUCCCCAAUAACAUCAAGUACCUCAACCUCAUGGAAAAUAAUAUUAUGAUGAUUCAGGCAGACACAUUCAGGCAACUCCAUGAACUGCAAGUUCUACAACUGGGGAGAAACUCCAUCCGGCAGAUAGAGGUUGGUGCUUUUAAUGGUCUUACUGAUCUUUACAGGCUGGAGCUAUUUGAUAAUUGGUUAACUGUCAUUCCAAGUGGAGCAUUUGAGUACUUGUCCAAACUCCGGGAGCUGUGGCUCAGGAACAACCCCAUUGAGAGCAUUCCUUCCUAUGCCUUUAACAGGGUCCCUUCCUUAAUACGUCUGGAUCUUGGGGAGCUAAAAAAACUGGAGUACAUUUCUGAAGGUGCUUUUGAAGGAUUAUACAACUUAAAAUACCUUAACCUAGGGAUGUGCAACAUAAGAGAAAUGCCAAACCUUAUGCCACUAGUAGGGCUGGAGGAACUAGAAAUAUCUGGGAAUAAUUUCUCACAAGUUAAACCAGGAUCUUUCCAGGGGUUGAAGUCUUUGAAAAAGCUUUGGAUUAUGAACUCCAGGAUCAAUCUGAUUGAAAGGAAUGCCUUUGAUGACCUCACAUCACUGGUGGAGUUAAAUCUUGCCCACAAUAAUCUGACCUCCUUGCCAUAUGACCUUUUUGCACCCUUGCGGUACCUUGUGGAGUUGCACUUACACCACAAUCCAUGGAACUGUGACUGUGACAUCGAAUGGCUUUCAGGGUGGCUAAGAGAGUACAUACCCACAAAUUCCACAUGCUGCGGGCGCUGUCAUUCACCACCACACAUAAGGGGGAAAUAUCUUGUUGAUGUAGACACAACUUUGUUCCAGUGUUCUGCGCCAUUUAUAAUGGAUGCUCCCAGGGAUCUAAACAUUUCCGAAGGACGGGUAGCUGAACUGAAGUGCCGAACUUCUGCUAUGUCCUCAGUUAGGUGGCUGUUACCCAAUGGGACUGUACUGAGUCACAGUUCUAACCAUCCACGAAUACAAGUACUUAAUGAUGGGACACUAAACUUCUCUUAUGUUUUAUUAACAGACAACGGAACUUACACAUGCAUGGUCACUAAUAUAAAAGGAAAUUCAAAUGCUUCGGCCUUUCUCAAUGUGAGCACUGCAGAGCUAAAUACUUCAGUCUACACAUUCUUCACUACAGUUACAGUAGAAACUACUGAGCUUUCACCUCCAGGAAUUCCUCCUUAUUAUAAGCCGGUCACAACUCCUUUUACAGAAUACAGACCAGCAUAUACCACAUCUACCACAGUGCUUAUCCAGAGCACUAAAACACCAGAACAGGUGGUGGUGGUUACAACUUCUGACACAAAUGACAAAACACUCACUAGCCUGGAUGAGGUCAUGAAGACCACCAAAAUUAUUAUUGGCUGCUUUGUUGCAGUGACGCUAUUGGCAGCAGCCAUGUUGAUAGUGUUUUAUAAACUCCGAAAACGACAUCAACAACGGAGCACUGUGGCAGCAGCCAGGACUGUAGAGAUUAUUCAAGUGGAUGAGGACAUCCCCUCAGCAGCUCCAGGAGGUAUACCAGGUGAGGGGGCAGCAGUGCUGCCCACUAUCCAUGAUCACAUGAACUACAACACUUACAAACAUGCACAUGGGGCUCACUGGACAGAAAACAGCAUUGGCAACUCUCUCCACUCUACGUUUACCACAACUAUUCCGGAGCCCUUUAUCAUUCAGACACACUCUAAGGAGAAGGUGCAGGAGACGCAGAUAUGACAUGUACAAAUUAUAAAUGCAAAAGAAUGCACAAAAAGGGAUGGUAACACUUUUUGUAAAGAGUGCAAAAUAAGAGACUUUUUUCUUGUAUAUGCUUAUAUAAUAAAAAUCUAUGGGCUGAUAAAAGAAACAAAUUAUAUUAAAAAAAAUAAACUAUU